AUGCAAUUGGCGACUUUCCCAGCGCCUUUGAUCAUUACUGCUUCUCCUGUUGAUUGGCUUGCUAAUGACUGUUUUGACGUUCUGACGCAAGCGGUUUUCGAUGAUUUUUUUGAAAAAUGUGCCGAAUCGGAGGAUACGGAAGAACCAGCGAACUUAGUCGCUCUCUUUUGUGAGAUAUGUAAUGAUGCAAUUUCGGCGAUUCGGAAAGUUUCUCAGAGACCCGAAAGAACAGCCGCGUUGAAAUCGGUUUUGGAGCAGCUUGUUCACGAGAAGCAGGCCUACACCCUGCUGCUGAAAUUGGCCAAAAUGGAACGUACUGUUGAGGAGCUGAAGGUUGAAAUUUUUUAA
Gongylonema pulchrum is the source of this 348-nucleotide messenger RNA. The record is from the annotation of a GenBank genome assembly. NCBI's taxonomy places the organism in Eukaryota, Metazoa, Nematoda, Chromadorea, Rhabditida, Gongylonematidae.